GGGCGGUGGCGCCCCUUCCCCAGGUGUUGCGGCGCUUCCACGUCGCCAGGCGGCCCGCGGCUUGCGCGAGCCCAGGCCGCCCCAGCGUCCGGAGCGCCGGCCCUUGGGCUCCCGCGGCCAUGGCGGGGCCGGGCCCGGGGGACCCAGACGAGCAGUACGAUUUCCUGUUCAAGCUGGUGCUGGUGGGCGACGCGAGCGUGGGCAAGACGUGCGUGGUGCAGCGCUUCAAGACAGGCGUCUUCUCCGAGCGCCAGGGCAGCACCAUCGGCGUGGACUUCACCAUGAAGACGCUGGAGAUCCAGGGCCAGCGGGUCAAGCUGCAGAUCUGGGACACGGCUGGCCAGGAGCGCUUCCGCACCAUCACCCAGAGCUACUACCGCAGCGCCAACGGGGCCAUCCUGGCGUACGACAUCACCAAGAGGAGCUCCUUCCUGUCGGUGCCUCACUGGAUCGAGGACGUGAGGAAGUACGCGGGUGCCAACAUCGUGCAGCUGCUCAUCGGGAACAAGUCAGACCUCAGGGAGCUGAGGGAGGUGCCGCUGGCCGAGGCGCAGAGCCUGGCGGAGCACCACGACAUCCUGUGCGCCAUCGAGACGUCGGCCAAGGACUCGAGCAACGUGGAGGAGGCCUUCGUGAGGGUGGCCACAGAGCUGGUCAUGCGGCACGGGGGCCCCCUGCUCAGCGAGAAGGGCACUGACCACAUCCAGCUGGACAGCAAGGACGUCGGAGAGAGCUGGGGCUGCGGGUGCUGACCGGGGUGCAGGGCAGGCAGGCGGGGCUGCCCCACCUCCUCCAGCCCUCUGGCCGCCUCGCCCAGCCCUCCAGAGCUGGCCUCCAGGGUGCCAGCCAGAUAAAGGCCUGGAAUUAC
Eubalaena glacialis (North Atlantic right whale) is the source of this 868-nucleotide messenger RNA. RefSeq names its product RAB43, member RAS oncogene family (gene RAB43). The transcript has 3 exons. Gene Ontology annotation, biological process: protein secretion; regulation of exocytosis. Lineage: Eukaryota; Metazoa; Chordata; Mammalia; Artiodactyla; Balaenidae. The record is from RefSeq and is a predicted model, not a curated record. Bases 120 to 752 code for a protein of 210 amino acids. Gene Ontology annotation, molecular function: GTPase activity; GTP binding.